AGUAUCAAGAAGGUUCCUCUAUUUUCAUAUUUAACCUAGCUAGCCUGUUCCCACAGGAGAAGGAGGAUAAUAUUAAGAACCAUGGAAGUGGAAAAUAUCAGUAGCGUGAUCAAUAAUAAAGAGGAAGAAGAUGAUGUUCCACUUCCGGGGUUCCGGUUUCAUCCGACUGAUGAAGAACUUGUGGGGUUUUAUCUUAAAAGGAAAGUCGAAAAGAGACCGGUCCGUAUGGACCUUAUAAAACAGGCUGAUAUCUACAAGUAUGAUCCAUGGGAUCUUCCAAGUAGUAAUGUAAAAGACAGGGAGUGGUACUUUUUUUGCAAAAGAGGAAGAAAAUAUAGGAACAGCAUAAGACCUAACAGAGUGACAGAUUCUGGAUUCUGGAAAGCCACUGGUAUUGAUAGACCAAUUUAUUCUUCGGCUGGAGAUUGCAUUGGACUAAAGAAAUCCCUUGUCUACUAUCGUGGAAGCGCCGGAAAAGGCACCAAGACUGAUUGGAUGAUGCACGAGUUUCGCCUUCCACCCAGUGAUGAUAAAAGCAACAAACAUAUUGAACCCAAAAGCCUUGCUGAUCAAGAAGCUGAAGUUUGGACGCUAUGUCGAAUUUUAAAGCGGAAUGUUUCCUAUAAGAAGUACAGACCAGACUGGAGAGAUGUCUGUGCCAAGAGGAAUAUCAGUAUCAAUCCAGUUGAUGCAAGCUCCAAAACAUGCAGCUUGGAGUCUGAUCAUAAUAACCAAAGUUAUAUCAGUUUCGAUGCUCCAAUAAUUCGACAAAAUGAGAAGAAACCCUAUCCUUAUUUUGGUGAUAAUAUUGGAAACCAACAAUAUUUAGGCCAUUUCAGCUCAGCUUCUCAGGUGACACCUGCUGCAUCAUCCUUCUCCAACUCUAUGUGUUCAGACUUUUACGACCUCUUAAAGCAUGCAGAUUGGGAGGAUCUUAGAUCGAUUGUGGAUUGUGCUGCUAAUCCUUUCUAUUUGUAAAACUUUUAUGUCAUAAAUAUUUGUGUUAAUUUGUAUCAGUGACUUUAUUUAGCGGAUAUAACAUUUGGAGAAUAUAUCUCUGUAUGUGGGAUUUUUACAUUUCAAUAAUGUAUAGGUUUUUUCAAUAUGCCAGUGUCUUUAAGGUUAGCUUUGUGUUCUUACUUCUUCGGAAUUAGGAUUUUCUGGGUUCUUCUAAACUAUUGAUACGUGACUGUAAAUGUUGUAUGUUUGCUUC
Messenger RNA from Olea europaea var. sylvestris, 1213 nucleotides. RefSeq names its product transcription factor JUNGBRUNNEN 1-like. NCBI's taxonomy places the organism in Eukaryota, Viridiplantae, Streptophyta, Magnoliopsida, Lamiales, Oleaceae. Gene Ontology annotation, biological process: regulation of DNA-templated transcription. The coding region runs from base 82 to 978 and encodes 298 amino acids. The record is from RefSeq and is a predicted model, not a curated record. Gene Ontology annotation, molecular function: DNA binding. The transcript is spliced from 3 exons.